CGCGGAUGUCAGAAGCCAGGCACCUUCAGUCGAUGUGAGGGGAGACGGAGAGGAGGCGUGGAAGGGGGUUUAGAAGAAACACCAAGGACCUGGAGAGAAAUGGGAACGGUGAUGGAAGUAAAGUAUCUCGAUGCAAAUGAAUGGAAGUACCACGGAGAAGGCAACCGGAGUUUGGUGGUUUCUCACGUUCAGCAUUGUCAAGUACUGCGUUUUCUGAAAUUUCCCAAUGAACGUUCACAGCCAAAUCAGGCAUUGGAAGAAGCUCCCCGUCGACUAAAGAACAUUGUUGACUUCAGUAAACAUGUGAUGAAGCUUUUACUGGGUGAUACCUUUGUCCAGCCAGGGGAGGUUAUACAGCUACCACUGGACUUUGUAAGACAAUUGGCAAUGAAGAUCCAACCAGAACGGCCAGGAUCACGUUGCAAUAAAGUAAUGGAUGCCUUCAGUGGGUAUGCUUUAUGCCUCCCAGAUCUCACCAAAUUUCAAACCUGUCAUCGAAUUGAAAAACGACCACCCCUCUGUAUAGAAAUCAAGCCUAAAUGUGGAUUUAUCCCUUUCUCAACUCACAUUACCAAGGAUGUUAAGCAUCGUGUGUGUCGCUAUUGCAUGCACCAACAUCUGAAGGUGGCUAAUGGAAAAUGGAAGAGGAUUAGCAAAUACUGUCCCCUCGAUCUUUUCUCAGGGAAUAAACAACGUAUGUACAUUGCCUUGAAAAGCUUGUUACAGGAGCCUCAGAACAACCUAAAAAUUUUUAAGAAUGGAGAGUUAAUAUUUGGCUGUAAGGAUGACCAGGACUGCUUAAUGGAUCUGAAUGAGCUAGCUAAUCAUUUGAAAGCUUACUUUUUCCCUGCUAAUGGUGUGGUUAGUGGACCACAAUGCACAAGAACUGUUAUCAGUGAACUGAUUCAUGUGAUAACAAUAGCUUUGGUGAGCAACGUAAACAAUUGCAAAACUGGUGAUAUGAAGAGAAUAAUCGUCUCAGAGGAAAGGAGCCACUGUGAAGCAAGUCAUUUUUGCAAGGAAGUUUUAAGAAAUGGUAUUCAUGUUGUGGAAAAUUCUGGCUUGCCGAGAGGUUGUGUUCUUUCUCGGAUCCUUCAAGUACAGAUGCUUGAUAUGAUGGACAUUGACGGAAUCUAUCCUUUGUACCUGAGAGUUCAACAGCAUAUAGAAGAAUUUCCAACAGACAGGACUAGGUUGCAUUUAGAUGGCCCUUACAAUGAAAGUUUUUAUGAAAGUCUAUCAGAUUCUCAUUCUCAAGAUGACGAAACAGUGGACUAUGCAGCCCAAAAGAUUCAUCAGUACAGGGUUGCCACAACAGCCAAGGACUGCUCAGUCAUGAUUGCGCUUUCCCCUUGUCCUUUGGAAGAAUGGUCUGAACCAAGUACCAUAAUUCAGACAUCACGGGCUUGCUUUGUAUAUUCUGUCUCCAUUCUAGACUUGGAUCCCAAACCAUAUGAGAACAUUGCACACCAGUACAAACUUGAUGGGAAGAUAAUAAACUUUUACUUGCAGAACACGAGAGCCAAAAAGGAUCUUACUACUCAAAAAUUCUACAAGGAAAAUGAAGAAUGCACACUGUUUUUUCAUUCAGUGUGAAUGUUUGUGGGGCCUUGCUAUUCUCUAAUCACACAUAAAGGACUGCACUGACUCAGAGGCCAUAAAUGAGGGAGAAGUUUCAAAAAUGUUGUCUAGUAAAUUUGAAUAUUGACAUAGUCAUAAUUUAAUACUUUUGCCGGUCACUCACUAAACUUGUUUAAGUGGAUGACUUUAUUUUAAAAGCAUGUCAUUCACCAAUUUAAAAAAAAAGCACUAAACAGUUUUUGCUGAGAAAUCCGUUAACCGUCAUCUUGAAACUCCAGAUUGUAAAUACUAAAGCACAAUAAUUUAAAGGUAUCUGUAGAGUCAGUUGAACAGCGUUUUCAAAAUACCUGUCUUAGAGUAGGAGAAAUUCUUUAAAAGCAGCUAAAUAAAAUACACUUUUAUUUAGACAGCAUUGAAAAGUGCAAGGAAAACAUGAUGUUAUUUAACAAGAUUUUUAGCAUUCUCAUUGCAAUUUUAUUUGAGUUUAAAUGGAUGGAUUAAGGCCAUGGUCAUGCACUUGAUUAAAAAUUGCCUGCUUUCUGGAUGUUUGCUCAUCACUGGAAUUGCUGCUGGGAGUGGCAUUUGUUUUUCCACUGAUUUAGUUUGUGCCAGUUGGUAAAUAUUGCCAGAUAAUGCACAUAACUGUUAUAAUUUCUUGUUGUAUGUUUGAUCUAACCACUUGAAUGGUGCUGUUGAAAUCUGGGUUUUGUAACCCUCAACUUCUCACAAUAGCUUUUCAUAAAUUGGGCAAAGAAUUAGUAUUUCUUUUGGAUGUAUAAAUAUGAAGCAUUAUUAUCCCAAAGUUGUAAUAAUGUCUUGAUGCUAAAUUAAUUUUCAGGAUUAUAAAUUUUUUAAAAAAUGCAACGUCAUUGUUUAACUGACUUCUGAACUUCAGGAUUAGAAUUAAAUUGGGAGACGUUCCCUAGGACAUUGCUUUUAAAACUACUUUGUGCUGUGCUGGUAUUUACCUUCAGCAAUGAAUAUCAGCAUAGCAUACCUGGAGUAAUUCAUUUUAGAGCCGUAAACAUUCUGAUAGUAACUUGUUAAGGACUACCUCUGGACAGGUGAGGUCUGUGAUUCUAGCAAUCCUGCAGAUACAGUUUUGACACACUGAACCAGCAGUGUACACUCUCGUGUAUUUUCAGUCAGAUUUUCAAUCCACUGUGUCUUGGUCAUUUUACAAGUUACAUUUUUAGUGACAGCUAGAUUGUGAAUUCCUUUCCAGUUAACAUUUUCUGAAAUAUCUGAAUUACGAUUUAUUCUUGAGGAUUUUUUCACUCCCAACCUUAAUAAAUAACUGAUCUAGUAGCAGAUACUCAAAAACAGUGUGCACUGAAGCAGAACAAAAACCACCUAGUGAGCGGAUGUUUCUAAAUGUGAUGAAGGUAAAUAAGAGUUACGGUUCUGAAUAUAAAGAAAAAAAUGGUGUGUUUUAAAUUUCAAGUCUGCAUCACUUAUCUUCCUUUUUGGCAUCAGAACAUUAGAAUUGGAGACACUCCAAAUAGUGUUGGUGUGCCAAAGGCCCUGGAUGGGGAUGGUAAAUCAUUGAGCACAAUGCAUUUUUUGAGAUUGACAUAUUGGGAAUUAUGUAUAUGGAGUAAAGGCUCCUAGUCAACUGAGCAGAAUGAAAGUAGCACAAAGAUUUUAGGAGUGUAAUAUUGGGGUUGCUAUUUUGCCACUUAGACUUUAAUUUUAUUAAAUGUAAUUUUAAAUGGAGAGAGAAUAGAAUGAGCAAGUUGCAAGUAAACUAUAUUUUUUCAAAACUCAGCAAAAGAUUUUGCAAAACAUCUUAAACAAAUGAGUGCUAUUUAAUUUUCUUUAAAUGUCCUUUUGAAAUUUUACUUGUUAUGCAAAACUGCACUCUUUGUGUAGUUAAACCAAUGGACAGAUCCAAAAUUUCUGCAUUCGCCUCAAUUUUGCAAAAUUGGUAAAUGUGAACUUUUUAGGUUAAAAAUUAUAUGAUGAAAAACCUGUUCUUUUUAGAUUGUAUUGGUUAGAUCUUGUGACUUCAGUUGUCAUUAUUGAAUUAAAACAUCUUCAUUGUUCCCCCACUUUGAUAUCUACCAUUUUGUGAACUAAUCUACCCGUGAAUGAGAUUGCAUGCAAAAAACCUAUGGCGUGCUUUCCCAUGUCUAUGACUGACGGUCUGUUUGUUAACCCUUGGCUUUCAACAAAACAAGACAAACUAGGGAUGCCAAUAAAAUAAAACUAUUCAUAGCCCUUUUAACUGCAGUGUGUACAGCCCUUUACCUCUGAAGAGAGCUGCCUAAGUAUUUUUUUAUUAAGGUGGUUUAGUAGGAGUGUGGCUACAUGUUGUAUUCUAGAUCCAAAGAUACUAGUGACAGAGGUUCCAAUUUUCUUUUCAUCAAAUGGCUGACCAGAAAUCUCUCUCAUUCUUGCCACCUUCCAUCACUAAUUUGGAAAGAUUUGCAAGUUGCUGUCUGUUUAGCUGCAUUAUGAUUGCAAGUCCCACUGCUAUCUCAAACUGAAAGCGUAUACUUCACUAUCUGAUAGUAGGACUGGAAAUCUCUAAUAAAAUGGCUGAGUAGAGCAGAAACCAUGAUUUGGGUUAAUUUUGUUGAAAAAUUCUGUAGAUAACCUGAAGGGAAAAUACUGAAAUAAUCACCUCUAUAUUUUAGCUAAGAAGGACGUACAGAUUAUUACUCUUGCUGGAAAUCUAUACUAAAUAACUGUCAAUAAUCAUGCUUCUGUUCUUCACUGCCAUGGACAGUGAGCUAUUGAACAAGCAACUCUAUGAAUGGGAAUGCUGAAUCAGUUAAGUAUAAUUUCUGUUGCAUUGCAUUCCCAUCUAUAAUAUAGAUUUUAGAGGUUAAAUUAUAUUCUUGACCUGAAUUAUUGUGAUGAUACCAUUUAAGAAUGCAUUAGGGACUGAUAAUGUUUUGUUUGUAAAUCCUGUCAUAAUCAGUUAUGCUUUCUGCUCAUGUUAAAUUUGUUGCAUUUUGCUUUUUUUACCUUCCAAAAAAUAAGACUAUCAUCAUUUACUAUGAUGAUAGUAAAUCAUGUCAUCUGAUCAGAAGAGUACUCCUCCCCCUAGACAUCCCUAACUUCCAAUUGUUUACCACUUCCCACUCUGAAAACCACCAUUCCUACACAAAUGGCCUUUAUACCAGCUCGUAGAAUUAAACCCGAGCGACUCUGAAUGUUGACAAUGAGGCAUUGUCCAGUGGAAACAGAUCAAACAAAAACUGAAAUUGCUGGUUUAUUUCUCUUCUAGCAGCUGAAGACAGCAUGUCCAACUGUAGCAGUGCUUUGUUCCUAAGUGCCAUAAUUUACCUCAGGAGUUCACAUUGAAUUUGGUCUGUAUAACCUGAUUCCAUUUCUGCACUUGAUUACCAAAAAUAACUACUGUUUCUAACCAUGAUCUAAAAGGUACAGGUUGAAUACUUUUUAUGUGGUAUAUCUGGUGUCACUUUAUUUCCAGAACUGAUGCACUCAUUGCAAAAUCAGCAAUCUUUCUGGAAUUAGCACUCUUUCAAAUUUAAGUUCAAACUAAGCUAAAGAUGUGUUGUUAGUAAAUGGAAACAAAUUCUAGAGUGCCAUUUUUAUGACUGGCAACAAAAAGCAAAAUGUUAAAUAUGAUCCAUUUUUUUUUUCUUCAUGGCUAAAAUAUGGCGCUAUUAGCUGAGAACAAUUGUAAAGUCAAAAAGCAAGACUUCAGGAAAAUUUGUUUAAAAUUUAAUCUUGCAUAGUUUGUCCAAGAUAAAGUAGUUGGAUUUGAGAAUUUGUCACCAUUUAAAUCCUUCCUAUUUAAGUAUAAAUAGAUAAUCCUAAUGCGGUUUUCCUCAGAGGUCAUUCCUCAAGAAUGUUUCUUGAGGAUGCAUUUUCUAUCAAUCCCUUAAGACGAAGUCAAACAAAGCAUUUGUUUAAUGUUGACUGCAUCAUCUGGUGCUGAUGCAUUGUGAAUGAUGUGUGAUACAGUGGAUGGGUUUUUGAAUAUGAUCAACUAACUUGUUGACUGUUAGCAAGAUUGAACAUUGGGUAUUUGGAAAUAUUAUUAAAAAUACAAAAACAACUAGAGCUUAGUAAAGAAUUGAUUUGCAAUCACUUUAAACAACAAUAUUGUGCCCUAUGGUGCACAAAUGGCCUUAUAAAGAGAUAUAAACCUCAGACAAUUCCAUCUAGUUGUAGUAAUAUUAUCUAAGUACUAAGAUUUCAUUUGUUCUUUAGUUUAUCAAUAAAACACCCUUCUGUUCAUGAUUUACAGAUGUACCAAUGUAUGAGAAUUUUAAAUUUUGAAUCUUUGGUUCUCUGUUACAAUACAUUUUUAUAAAAUAAAACUAGCACUGUUUCUGACCAUUGGCUACCCUCAUCCUAUCAUUUCAUGGAUUUUUAUCGUUGAAAUAGACUGUGAAUUAACUAAAAAUGGUUUACAUUGAAGAAAAACACACUUAAAAGGUAAUUUCAACAAACUGCUGUGGUAUAGAUGACUUGUCUUGUGUAUAAUUGCAAUAGAACUUGCCUUGUAUCUGUAAAUACUCUGGCCAUUUGUAUUUAAAUGCUAUAUUUAUUUUUCAUGUGACAGUGCCAUAGGAGAAAUGGAAAUGUAUUUGUGGCAUGUCCUGUUGUAUAAAAUAUUUCAAAAUGGUACAUGUAAAUUAAUAAAAUUUGAUC
Hemiscyllium ocellatum (epaulette shark) is the source of this 6213-nucleotide messenger RNA. RefSeq names its product inositol 1,3,4,5,6-pentakisphosphate 2-kinase (gene ippk). NCBI's taxonomy places the organism in Eukaryota, Metazoa, Chordata, Chondrichthyes, Orectolobiformes, Hemiscylliidae. The record is from RefSeq and is a predicted model, not a curated record. Gene Ontology annotation, biological process: inositol phosphate biosynthetic process. The coding region runs from base 100 to 1596 and encodes 498 amino acids. Gene Ontology annotation, molecular function: inositol-1,3,4,5,6-pentakisphosphate 2-kinase activity; ATP binding. The transcript has 13 exons. Gene Ontology annotation, cellular component: nucleus.